AUGGCUUCAUGCGAAGCUUGGCGUUCUCUCCCACCAUCACACGUUAUGAAGAACCCCUCAACGCCAGGACGUAAGGGCAUAACGAAGCAGAGAGGUUACAUUGUGAGGCAGUUGCUUGCCUUGGAUUUGUUCUCGGUCGCCAUUGAAGGAGUUACACGGAGACUACGCAUUCUUUGGUGCUUGAACAAUCUGUUGAAUCCAAAGGCAAAUAACACUUUCGCCGCCGGUCUGGAAGAGGUUUUCCGCGCGGAGGCCCAAUUCGGGUCCGGUUCGGACGUGGGUCGGGUUGGGGCACUCCAGCUGCUGGAGCGGGCCCUUGUUGCGAACCGGGGCGCGGACGGCGGCUGUCCGGCGGCGGUGGUGGGAGGGGUGGUGGGGUGCCUGCGGGNCAUCGGGGAGGGGGAGGGAGCACGCGAUGAGCGUGCUGGCGGUGGUCUACGGCGGGCGGGGAAGAGGAGAGGCGGCGGUGGCUCCGGCGGAGGAGGUAGCGCGUGCGGUGGCGCUGGCGCUGCAGGGGGAGUGCAGCGCGAGGGGGAGGCGAAAAGGUGCCCAGCUGCUAAGGAUACUUGA
Striga asiatica is the source of this 570-nucleotide messenger RNA. NCBI's taxonomy places the organism in Eukaryota, Viridiplantae, Streptophyta, Magnoliopsida, Lamiales, Orobanchaceae. The record is from the annotation of a GenBank genome assembly.